UAUACGGACGGCCAUUCAGCCAUGGCCACAAACCGCACCGCCAUGGCUUCUCCAGGGAUUAGGACGGGCAAGGUGGUAACGUUUGUAUGCCUAAUACUCUUCAUAAACGCUGCUCACUGCGAAGAAAAGAAAACAGAAAUAAAAAAGAAAGCAACUAAGACAGCUCUUGAGCCUCUGAAAACAGCAGCGACUGCACAGACAGGCUGGUAUGAAGGUGUCGGCGGUUCGUCAUCCUGGUCUUCGGGAGGACAAAGCUAUGGCGGCGGUGGCGGUGGAGCUGGACCUGGUCCUUGGGCUGACGCUGGCAGAGGAUCAUCGGGAAUCGGCGGAGGAGUCGGCGGAUCGGGACCGUGGGCUGAUGCUGGCAAGGGCAGUGCCGGUGGUGGUUUUGGUGGUGCUGGACCCUGGGAUGAUUCCGGAAGUGGUGGAUACGGUGGAGGUUCCGGACCAUGGCAGAGCUCUGGUAAAGGAUCGAGUGGCUCUGGCUUUGCUUCGGGCGCCGGACCUUGGGCUGGCGCUGGAAAAGGAGCAAGCGGUGGCUACGGAGGCGGCCUUGAUUCAUGGGCUGGAGCAGGGAAUACCGGUGGAUUUGGUGGCGCCGGCAAGACCUUUGGAGGAGGAGGAGCUGGUGUCGGACCAUGGGACCAAGCCGGAGGAGUUGGCGGCGGCAAGAUUGGUGGCGGCGGCGGUGCAUCAUGGGCUCAGAACGGUGGGUUCGGGGCCGGUGGAAAAGGUAGUGGAUGGGACUUCUCUCAGGGAUCCAAGUUCAGCGGCGGUUUCGGAGGUGCUGGUGGAAAAGGUGCCGGCUGGGACUUUUCACAAGGAUCAAAAUUUUCUGGCGGCGCUGACUCCUGGGAUCAAGGUGGUUUAGGUGGUGGAAAAUUUGGUGGCGCUGGUGGUGCUGCAUCGUGGUCGCAAGGACAAUUUGGUGGCAGCAAAUCCGGCUACGGAGGAGGUGCGUCGUGGGACCAAGGCGGUAAAUCAUUCUCCCAGAAUGCUCAGAGUGGGCCAUGGAGGGGCAAGACAGCCGUAGCUCAAGAUUCCUGGACGCCGAGUGGUGCAGGAGGCUAUGGAAAGACAUCUGCCGCAGGCGUAGGCCCGUGGGCUCAAGGAGUUAGUGCAGGAAAAGGAUUCAGUGCUGCCGAUGCUUGGCUUCAAGACAGUCCGGCUGGUGCAGGUCCAUGGGCCCAAGGUGGAGCUGGAAAUGGCAAGCCAGUAUCCGGAGCCGGUUCCUGGGCGCAAGGAGGUGGUGCUAAUGGUAAGGCAAGCUAUGGAUCUGGGCCUUGGUAUGGCGGAUUUGCUGGUGGUAAAGGUGGAAACGGAGGUGGCACUGCAUCUUGGGCCAACGGCGGAAACGCUGCCGGCGGGAAGAAGGUACAAUCAGCAGGCCCAUGGGACUCUGGAAGUAUUGGAGGUGCUGCUAAGGGAGGAGCGGGACCUUGGGCACAAGGGGGAGGGGGAUAUGGUAAUGGUGGAGGUAGGAGCUUUGGUGGUCCAGGACCUUGGGCAGGAGCUGGAAAUGGCGCAGGAAAUGGUGCAGGAUCUAAGAGCUUUGGUGGAGUAGGGCCUUGGGCAGGUGCAGGUAAUGGUGGAGGAAGCGGUGCAGGGCUCAAGAGCGUUGGCGGACCAGGUCCUUGGGCUGGUGCAGGAAAUGGUGCAGGAAUUGGUGCAGGACCUAAAAGCUUUGGUGGGCCAGGGCCCUGGGCAGGUGCAGGAAACGGUGGAGGACCAAGAAGCCUUGGUGGAGCAGGGCCAUGGGCAGGUGCCGGAAAUGGCGGCGGUUCCAAGUUCAACUCCGGACCUGCAUCAUGGGACCAAGGAGGAUAUGGUGGGAAUGGAAAAGCAGGCGCACCCAAAUCAUGGGCUGGAGCAGGAGCUAAUGGUGCUGGUGGAGGAUCUUGGUCCGGUCAGGGAGGCUUCGGAGGAGGUGCAGCUGCGCCGGGACCUUGGGAUAGCGGGAAAGGAGCUGGCGCUGGAGCAUCAUGGGACCAAGGAGGAUUCGGUGGUGGCAAAGGAGGAGCGCCCGGCCCGUGGGCUGGAAAAGGAAGGUCUAAUGGAUUUUCUCAGCCUGACCUUGGAAGAUUCCCUGCUUCAUCAGGUCCUUGGGAUCAGGGAUCAUACGGAGGAGCAGGAAAGGGAGGUGGCGCAGGCGGCCCGUGGGAUAGCGGUAGCGUCGGAGGAGGCAGAGGUGCACCUGGUGGACCCUGGGCGGGAGCUGGAGGAAAUGGAAAAGUGUCCGGUGGGCUCGGUGGCGGAGGCCCUUGGGCUCAGGGAGGCGCGGGGACAGGCGGGUCUGGUCCGGGACCUUGGGAUCAGGGUGGAUAUGGCACGAGAAAGGGGGGGAAUGGUGGUGGUGCAGUUGGGCCGUGGGACAGUGCCUCAAAAUUUAACGGUGCGGGGGCCUCUUGGAGUGGAAACGGAAAUGGCUUUGGCGGUGGCAAAAGUUUUGGCGGCGGUGGCAGCUCAUGGUCUCAAAACGGCAACGGCAAAUAUGGAGGUGGAAAUGGAGGCGUAUCGUGGACACAAACAAUGUUCGGGGGCACACCAAGUGGGCCAUGGCAACAAGGUGGUUACGGUGGUCAAGAUUCCUGGGCUGCAAAGGGAGGCGCUGGUAACGGCAAAUUCGGCAAUGGUGGUGGUGGACCUUGGCAGGGUGCUGGUGGGGGAGGAGAUGGUGGUGGCUGGCAGGCUGACCAGGGAAGCGUUGGAGUCUGGAUUGGAGAUGUCAGCCAGAAGGGUAGAGGAGGCUUUGGUCAGCAGGCGGGAGGAAGACGGAGGAAUAAUUAUGUGCCGUCCCAGGGUGGUGCGAGCUGGGCUGGGCAGGCAGGAGGACAAUUCGGUGGUGGUGGUGGCGGUAGCUGGGAUGGCGGCGCAUCGCAGAAAGGCCGCGGGGGCUUUGGUGGAGGACAAGGAGGUGGAGUGGGAAAAGUGAAAUGGAGCUUUAGCCGGAACGAUCCAUGGGCACAACCACAAACCUGGUCAGGUUCCUGGACGACAGAUGGAGCAGCACAGCAAUACACAUCAACGGGAGUCGGGCAAAUGAUGUUCGGUGGUGUAGCAGACUGGAUGACGGCGGACAAGUAUAGCGCCAAGUAUGGAGGAGGUGGCGGCGGAGGAGGAUGGCAGCAGCAGCUUGGGGCUGGUAGCCAAGGCUCCUGGAGCGGAGGUGGUGGUGGCAAGUGGUGACCACUCAUUCCUCAGGCCGCAUGA
Messenger RNA from Rhipicephalus sanguineus (brown dog tick), 3210 nucleotides. RefSeq lists its product as uncharacterized. The coding region runs from base 22 to 3186 and encodes 1054 amino acids. The transcript has 2 exons. NCBI's taxonomy places the organism in Eukaryota, Metazoa, Arthropoda, Arachnida, Ixodida, Ixodidae. The record is from RefSeq and is a predicted model, not a curated record.